Urocitellus parryii (Arctic ground squirrel) is the source of this 2111-nucleotide messenger RNA. It is a transcript of the gene Clptm1l, whose product is annotated as CLPTM1 like. Lineage: Eukaryota; Metazoa; Chordata; Mammalia; Rodentia; Sciuridae. Gene Ontology annotation, cellular component: membrane; endomembrane system. The record is from RefSeq and is a predicted model, not a curated record.
GCUGCGGGGACGGCGGGGCGGCGCGCUCGGGCCGCGGGCGGCGGCGCCAUGUGGAGCGGCCGCAGCUCCUUCACCAGCCUGGUGGUGGGCGUGUUCGUGGUGUACGUAGUGCACACCUGCUGGGUCAUGUACGGCAUCGUCUACACCCGCCCGUGCGCCGGCGACGCCAACUGCAUCCAGCCCUACCUGGCGCGGCGGCCCAAGCUGCAGCUGAGUGUUUACACCACCACAAGGUCCAGCCUUGGUGCAGAAAACAAUGUGGACCUGGUCUUGAAUGUGGAAGACUUUGAUGUGGAGUCCAAGUUUGAAAGGACAGUUAAUGUUUCUGUACCAAAGAAAACAAGAAAUAAUGGGACACUGUAUGCCUAUAUUUUCCUGCAUCACGCUGGGAUUCUGCCUUGGCAUGACGGGAAGCAGGUCCACCUGAUCAGUCCUCUGACUACAUACAUGAUCCCCAAGCCAGAAGAAGUCAACCUGCUCACUGGGGAGUCAGCUGCACAGCAACAGAUCGAAUCCGAGAGGAAGCCAUCAAGUGCCCUGGACGAACCUGUCUCUCACUGGAGACCCAGGCUAACGCUGAACGUGAUGGUGGAUGACUUUGUCUUUGACGGCUCCUCCCUGCCUGCUGAUGUGCACCGGUACAUGAAGAUGGUCCAGCUGGGAAAGACCGUGCACUACCUCCCCAUCCUGUUCAUCGACCAGCUGAGCAACCGGGUGAAGGAUCUGAUGGUCAUAAACCGCUCCACCACGGAGCUGCCACUCACUGUGUCCUAUGACAAGAUCUCUCUGGGGCGGCUACGCUUCUGGAUCCACAUGCAAGAUGCCGUCUAUUCCCUGCAACAGUUCGGGUUUUCAGAGAAGGAUGCUGAUGAGGUGAAGGGGAUUUUUGUAGACACCAACUUGUAUUUUUUGGCCUUGACCUUCUUUGUUGCUGCAUUUCAUCUGCUCUUUGAUUUCCUGGCAUUUAAAAAUGACAUCAGUUUCUGGAAGAAAAAGAAGAGCAUGAUUGGAAUGUCCACCAAAGCAGUACUGUGGCGCUGCUUCAGCACCGUGGUCAUCUUCCUGUUCCUGCUGGAYGAGCAGACAAGCCUGCUGGUGCUGGUCCCAGCAGGCCUUGGGGCCGCCAUCGAGCUUUGGAAAGUGAAAAAGGCCUUGAAGAUGACGGUGGCCUGGAAAGGCUUAAGGCCUGAGUUCCAGUUUGGCACCUAUAGUGACUCUGAGAGGAAGACCGAAGAAUAUGAUACGCAGGCCAUGAAGUACCUAUCAUACCUGCUCUACCCCCUCUGCAUUGGGGGCGCCGUCUACUCACUCCUGAACAUCAAGUACAAAAGUUGGUAUUCUUGGCUAAUCAACAGCUUCGUGAAUGGCGUCUACGCUUUCGGCUUCCUCUUCAUGCUGCCCCAGCUCUUUGUGAACUACAAGAUGAAGUCUGUGGCGCAUCUUCCCUGGAAGGCCUUCACCUACAAGGCUUUCAACACCUUCAUCGAUGACGUCUUUGCCUUCAUCAUCACCAUGCCCACGUCCCACCGGCUGGCCUGCUUCAGGGACGACGUGGUGUUCCUGGUGUACCUCUACCAGCGGUGGCUUUAUCCUGUGGAUAAGAGCAGAAUGAACGAGUUCGGAGAGUCCUAUGAGGAGCAGCCCCAGCGGAAACCCCACGCAGACUGAGCCCCGGCCUGGGCCCUGAGGCUGCCACACGAGACAGGACGUGGCCACCAGUGGGUGUCCUGGAAGCUGGGACUUUCUAGAUAUGCCUUCUGCAUUGCCAAAUCCCUCUGAACGUCUCCAGCAUCUUCUAAGCUCCACUUCCAUCUGGAAGGGGCCAGAAGCACUAACUGUGUCCCCCCCACAAGAACAGGUGCCACACAUGGUCGCAGCAGCCAGCACUGGUGGCCACAUGCAGCCGUCGGCACAGGAGAGUCCCCAGGCAGGGAGGGUAGCGAUCCCGUCCCAGUUGUUUCUAAGUGCUCCUGUGUGAAUUCACCUGCAUCUGGGGACUCAACUCCUCUGGACUCUGGACCAAACGGCUCCUUUUUCCCUUUUGUUUAAAAUUUGGUUGUUUGAAGCUUAAUGUAUGUAUGUUUCUAUUUUAAAAUAAAUUUCUCUGGCUG